GCGUCGGUAACGCCGUCUUGUCAUCUCGCUCUUCAUGACGGUCGGUAACAACGACUACGGCUUCUACUGGUACUUCUACUUGGAUGGCAAGAUUGAGCUUGAAUGCAAGGCUACUGGCAUUGUCUUCUCCUCUAUGCGUCCCGAAGGAAGCCACGAUUUCGCAACUGAGAUGGUUCCACGUCUUGGAGCUCCGUGCCAUCAGCAGCUCUUCUCAGCUCGACUCGACGUGGCCAUUGAUGGCAACAAGUACCACGUUAAUGAACUUGAGGUGAUGCGUCUACCGAUCAGUCCCGACAACCCCGUGACGAAUGCAUUCAAGCGCGUGGCUACUCGUCUAGAGCGCGAGAGCGACGCUCAACGUGAAACCGAUAACAAGCUUGGACGUGUCAGGUUGAUCGCGUCCACUAAGAUGACCAAUCGUCUAGAAAACCCAACGGGUUAUAUACAGUACCCGGAAGGUGCUCCGUUGCUAGUGGCAGCCGACGAGAGCUCAAUCGCUAAGCGCGCACAAUACGCCAAGAAGCACUUGUGGGUCACUCAGUACGCUCGUGAUGAAAUGUGGGCUGCCGGCUACACGCCCAACCAGCACCCAGGAUAA
Phytophthora infestans T30-4 is the source of this 598-nucleotide messenger RNA. RefSeq names its product histamine oxidase. Gene Ontology annotation, molecular function: primary methylamine oxidase activity; copper ion binding; quinone binding. NCBI's taxonomy places the organism in Eukaryota, Oomycota, Peronosporomycetes, Peronosporales, Peronosporaceae. The coding region runs from base 35 to 598 and encodes 187 amino acids. The record is from RefSeq and is a predicted model, not a curated record. The transcript has a single exon. Gene Ontology annotation, biological process: amine metabolic process.